Gavia stellata (red-throated loon) is the source of this 1807-nucleotide messenger RNA. RefSeq names its product inositol 1,4,5-trisphosphate receptor interacting protein (gene ITPRIP). The coding region runs from base 7 to 1656 and encodes 549 amino acids. Gene Ontology annotation, cellular component: membrane. Gene Ontology annotation, molecular function: protein kinase inhibitor activity. The transcript has a single exon. NCBI's taxonomy places the organism in Eukaryota, Metazoa, Chordata, Aves, Gaviiformes, Gaviidae. The record is from RefSeq and is a predicted model, not a curated record.
ACUGCCAUGCCCGUGGGAAUCUUCCGGGUGUGCCUAGUGGUGAUUACAGCUAUUGUCAACCACCCGCGCUUCUUCCCUAAAGACAAUGGCACUGUCCCCGAGAACGCGGAAGAAAUCAUCCAGAAGAUGAAGGAGCGUGAGGAGAGCCUUCGGCUGGAGCAGUUGCGCUUGGAGCAGGAAAUUGCAGACCAGGAAGCCACACAGAAGGCUCUGGAAAAGGCUGCAGAAGUAGUGGAGGAAAGCAAAGAGCAAAAGGUCCGAUGGGAUAUGUGGACUGCCCUUUCCAUGGUCAUCUUUCUGCUGAUCGAGCUCUGGAGGCAGGAUUUCCAGGAUGGGAAUUGGCAGGACACAGGAGGAGAAGAGGAUGACAUGGCUGUCCUAGGGAAAGCAUUUAAGGGAGUGGCCUUCCCUGACAAGGCCGUCUUGGCCAGCUUCUAUGAGAAGCGCAUCCUGGGUACCACCGGAGACAUGGCCAGGAUGCGGGAGAUGGUGGAAGGCUUUGCAGAUGACCUGCUGGAGGCCUUGAGGAGUGUUUGUAACCGGGAUGCUGACAUGGAGGUGGAAGACUGCAUGGGUGUGGGGAGCAUGUAUGAGAAUUGGAGAGUGCGUAAACCUUUUGUCUGUGAUCUGAUAGUGCCUUUUGCCCCCCCCGAGCCAUACUGUUUUCGGUCCCAGACCUGGUGCUCUGGAGACUCUUUUCCCCCAGAUGAACAAGGUUAUGGCACUAUCAAGGUAUGCAGGGCAGAUGAGGAUGUGACAGGUUGCAUCUGUGACAAGACUAAACUAGGGGAAGAUAUGCUGUGCCUCCUCCAUAGCCAAGUCAAUACUACCAGGCCCAGCAGUGAGAUGGAAGACCUUCUGUGCUUCAAAAAUACUCAAUAUCUGGAUGCCAACCAAGUCAUGAAGUGGUUCCAGAUUGCGGUCACCAAGGCCUGGAACAGAAUCUCUCACAAGUAUGAAUUUGACCUUUCCUUCAGCCUCCUGGACUUGCCAGGAGCCCUGAAGAUAAAAUUUAGAUCAGGGAAGUCAAUUGCCUUCAACCUCACCCCUGUGGUGCAGUAUGAGAACUCUGAUGUUUACUUCAUCUCUCAUUUCCCUCGGAGCGGCCUGGCAGCAGACCUCCCCUCCAGCACUCACUGGUUUCUCACCUUUGCAGUGUAUGAGAGGAGGUUCAUCCAGCUGAUCUCCAAAACACUGCCUGCCAAUGCCUGCCAUGUCAGCUGCCUUCAGAUCCUUUCCUUCCUCCAUGGGAAGCAGUGCAGCCUCACAGGUCCAAGCGGGCUCACCAACUACCACCUGAAGACAGUGAUGCUGCAUCUCCUGCAGGUACGUCCCAGCCAGGACUGGGCCCCAGAGAAGUUGGAGGCCCGACUACAGGACAUGCUGAAAUUCCUGGAGAAAUGUUUGCAUGAAAAGAAGCUCUACCACUUCUUCAUCGGCAAUGGGAAGGUACCAGCAGAGCUGGGCUUCCCCGUCAUAUUCCAGAGGGCUGAGCCUCUCAACCUUUUCCGUCCCUUUGUGCUACACAGGGACGUUUACAGGAAGACAGUGGACACAUUCCACGAGAUGCUCAGGAACACAUCUGCACUGAUAAAUGAGUACACGGUGCAUAUUCCUCUUGCACACACCAAUGGAAUCCAUAAGGAAUCCCUUUAACCAAAGCCAGCAGGAAAACAUUUGUUCCUCUAAGCACAAGUCCAGAGGGCAGCUUUCUGAAGCCUCCUGGAGAGAACUGACUUUGCCAGUACAGCUUCUUGUCUGCAGCUGAACCAGUCUUGGGCCAUGGUUUCUGCAGUAAGGGAGAGGG